GAUACUCACCUCAGCUCCAAGUUGUACAUCCUGUUCAGUGUCUACACUUAACACCGAUUUACAAGAAUUGACAACGAUGUAGCACACAAUGUGUUCAUUAUUUUGGUCUGACUAGCACUCUGUUCCAUUUUCAAUUUUUCAAGGUGAAUGUUUAUGUCCUGCAUCCCCCUCACAUCCCAUCCCAAGAUGAACAGCACAAUGCUGCCUCUGGACAACAUUACAGCCAACAGCAGUCUCUGUACAGUGGAACCCCAGCAUAUCUCCAUCACUGUUUUCCUCCUCCUGGUCUUCCUGGUUGGUUUCCUCCUCAACAGUUUCAGUCUGUGGGUCUUCUGCUGCCGUAUACCACAGUGGAGCUCUGGUGCCAUCUUGCAGUUUCAUUUGGCUGUCAGUGAUGCUAUCGUCACACCAGUUGCACCAUUUAUGGCAACAUACUUUGUCAUGGGUAGCCACUGGCCCUUUGGAGCUUUUCUGUGCAAGUUGAAGAUUGCUCUGCUGUUCAUUCACUUCUAUGGCAGUAUCCUGUUCCUCACACUCAUCAGCAUUCAUCGAUAUGUGGCAGUGGUCCAGUUUAAACAUGGCUCCUGCAUGAAACGAAAGGCGUUUGUUCAGAAGCUGUGUGCUGGAGUCUGGCUGGUUUUGCUGGCUAAGGGGAUUGCCUGUUUCUACUUCUUUAACACAAGCCAAGUGGGAAACCGCACACUAUGUCUUAGCAUUCAUCAGCGAGAUUACAUUGAGACUUACUUUGCCAUCAAUUUCGUUUUGCUCACCCUUGGGUUCCUAAUGCCUUUCUCAGUGGCAGUGACGUGCUACGUUCAGAUAGCAAGAUCAGUGUCUCGUAUCAAUAUCAACACGUUUAAGGGCCGUGGUAUUAAGGCCAAGUCCUGUAAAGUGGUGGCCAUGUGUCUGGUGAUAUUUGGACUGUGCUUCAUGCCUUUGAACGUGAUACGCACUGGGGCUGUCGUGUUAAAGAAGUACUUUCCAGAACAAUGCAUCCUUCUGCAGGUGGAGACCUCAUACUAUUAUUCCUGGGUUUUGGCUGGAGCAAACUGCUGUCUGGACCCAUUGCUUUACUGUUUUGGAUCACACAAUUUUGUCAAGGCUAUUUAUAGGUCUCUCCGAAAAUGUGAUGUCAAGUUCAAAGAAGACCCUGCCACAAAUUAG
This is a messenger RNA of Oncorhynchus gorbuscha (pink salmon), 1164 nucleotides long. Its product is annotated as P2Y purinoceptor 2-like. The coding region runs from base 148 to 1164 and encodes 338 amino acids. The record is from RefSeq and is a predicted model, not a curated record. Gene Ontology annotation, biological process: G protein-coupled receptor signaling pathway. Gene Ontology annotation, cellular component: plasma membrane. Gene Ontology annotation, molecular function: G protein-coupled receptor activity. NCBI's taxonomy places the organism in Eukaryota, Metazoa, Chordata, Actinopteri, Salmoniformes, Salmonidae. The transcript has a single exon.